This is a messenger RNA of Exophiala xenobiotica, 901 nucleotides long. RefSeq lists its product as uncharacterized. Gene Ontology annotation, biological process: mitochondrial outer membrane translocase complex assembly; protein insertion into mitochondrial outer membrane. Bases 133 to 471 code for a protein of 112 amino acids. Gene Ontology annotation, cellular component: mitochondrial outer membrane. Lineage: Eukaryota; Fungi; Ascomycota; Eurotiomycetes; Chaetothyriales; Herpotrichiellaceae. The transcript is spliced from 2 exons. The record is from RefSeq and is a predicted model, not a curated record.
GUAAAGUCAGACGCAGCCUUCUCACCAUUACUGUCAUAGUCCACACUGGCUUGUCGUAUGGCUUGAACUACUGUGUUACAGAGGUAUCUCUGGCGACCUGCCGCUAGCUGUGCCUCCAUCAUCCUCCACACCAUGUCCGACGACAUUGCAGCUUCAUUCGUCGAUCCUACGGCAAACAUCGAUGAGAGCGACAUUGAAGACCUCCCCUCAGAGCCUGAUUCGGACGAUGUCACUGUGAGCGAGGAAGAUUUUGAAUCAGAUGCUGAAAGAGAGUGGAAGGAAAGUCUGCAACAGCUGGAGAUGUUGUUGACGAUGGUCAUUGUGCCUUACGCUGGGAAAUACUUUGGCAGGAAGUUUGCAUACUGGGGAUGGAAGAGAUAUAUGGAGUGGCAAUACCCGGUUGAGAUUGUCGUGACGAACAAAGCCGCGUUCAGAGGGACCGGUGCCGUGGCUGCUGCUGCCCCGUUGUGAAAACAGGAUUUGUGGGCAUGCUUUUGCGAAGUACGACCAGCCAAACGAUAUUGGUCGAAUCCACGAAGAGCGGCUGGUAGAGGAGCAGUCUCACGGGUCAAAGUCUAUCGAGCAGCGGCAGAGGUCUAAUCCCGUCUCCUCGACUUCAAUCUCAAGAGACCUCACUUCGGGGAAGUCUGCUCGAGUAAGAUGAAUUUCGUCGAGUACAGUCGAGCCAACGAACAGCAAGCCGAGCACAGCAAGAGUCACGGGCAGUCCGCUGGAGAAUCGGAAAUCUGUCUUCCACUGGAGGUUGUUUUAUGGCAGAGGAUGUACCUAGAUCGCCCAAUCUGGACUGGUAUUUGCCAAAACCAUGGUUUGCAAGUAACCCUAGUAGCCGACAUGCUCGUAGCAGGUUCUCAUAUACAUUGCUGCUUUGCUCGCUUCCUGA